GAUGGGGCGAUCCUUAUCAGUAUGUCACUGACUCAAACAACAACGGUUUAACUACGGAGAAAUCAAGCUGGGUCGGACCUAACCCAGCCGUUUACUGUCUCUGCUCAUCAACAGAGGUUUGAUUCGAUUGUAAGCGAGAGUUCUUGGCCCUUGGAAGUUCCAUCUGGGUUUGUAGAAAACUUACGGUUAAAGAAAUGCUGUGCAGCAUCAUUUCUCUUGUGUUCUUGGUAGGGGCAGCCCAAAGUUUCCGUAGCGUGUGUUACUACACCAACUGGUCCCAGUACACCACCGGAAAAGGCAAAUUCCUCCCCGAAAACAUAGACACCAGCCUCUGCACGCACAUACUCUACGCCUUCGCUAAAGUCGAGGGAACUCAGAUCAAACCUUAUGAGUGGAAUGAUGAUGAAAUGUAUGCCAGAGUGAUAGCACUGAAGAGCAAGAGCCCAAACCUCAAGGUGUUGCUGUCCAUAGGUGGCGCCACAGCUGGCUCCGCCCCCUUCACCCACAUCGUCCACGACUCCUCCACCAGGGCCGCCUUCAUCACGUCCGCCAUUAACUACCUGAGACAAAAACACUUCGACGGUCUGGACGUGGACUGGGAAUAUCCUGCCCAGUUUGAGAGUCCGGCAUCGGACAAGCAGAAGUUUCUGCUUCUCAUGCAGGAGUUGAAGAGCCACUUCCAGAGCGAGGCUUCGAGCAGCGGCAGACCUAGGCUUCUCCUGACUGGUGCAUUCCCAGCAGGCAAGAGCCAUAUUGACCAGGGAUAUGAUAUUGCUGGAUUAGCGGCAGCCAUGGACUUCAUUAACAUAAUGACGUACGACUUCCACGGAGAUUGGGACAACACGGUGGGCUUCAACAGCCCGCUUUACGCCCACCCUAGUGAGACCGGAUGGCAAACUCAGCUAAACUUGGACUGGGUGGCCAGGUACUACGUGUCCCUGGGGGCACCCAAAGACAAGCUCAACAUCGGCAUCGGCACCUACGGCCGCACCUUCCAUCUGGUCAACACCAACCAACACACCAUCGGCUCCCCGGCCAGCGGCGGCGGCACCCCCGGGCCGUACUCCAAGUCUGCCGGCUGGCUGUCAUACUACGAGAUCUGUGAUCUGAUCAAAGCGGGGGCCACGCCAGUAUUUGAGACCCACCAACGGAACCCGUAUAUUAUCCAGGGCAGUAACUGGAUCGGUUACGACAACCAGCAGAGCGUGAAAGAAAAGACCUGCUACGCCAAGAAGAACGGCUACGGUGGAGUCAUGUUCUGGGAGCUAAGUCAAGAUGACUUCACCGGUCAGUCAUGUGGUCAAGGGAAGUAUCCGCUCUUCAGUGCAGCCCAUGCGGUCAUACAGAACACAGCCACUGCUGGCUGCCCCUAGACAUACGAAUUACAUCCCCUACACAGCCAGCCACGUCGAGAUGGUUCCCAGCACAGAGAAGCUUGUUGUUAACAAUUAAAAUCUCUUUAAAGA
Molecule: messenger RNA, 1466 nt
Organism: Physella acuta
Lineage: Eukaryota; Metazoa; Mollusca; Gastropoda; Physidae
Product: acidic mammalian chitinase
Biological process (GO): chitin catabolic process; carbohydrate metabolic process
Cellular component (GO): extracellular region
Molecular function (GO): chitin binding; chitinase activity
Source: RefSeq, a predicted model, not a curated record